AUGUCCGAUCCGUCCGGGGCGACCAAGGACAUCGUUCAGGAAUUCAUUCAGCCCCAUUUCGAACGACUCGACGGAAUCUUGCGGCAAUUGUUACCAGCGGAUACAUCGGACGCCGAUCGCCACAUGUUUGGGUUCAGCGUCGUGGGGCAGUGCAUGCAUUACAAAAUGGCUGGGCCGAUCAUCAACAUGCUGAUCUCGCAAGACGAGCUGCAAGCGUUGACCGCCGAUCGCGUCUCGGACCACAUUUUCCAAGUGUUUGCCAUGCGGAUUCUUUUGGCCAGCACGAUCUUGUUUUUGCUUUUCAGCACCACCGCGAUCGCCGACGAUUGGCCACAAUGGCGUGGUCCGAAGCGUGAUGGUGUCUGGCGCGAACGUGACAUCCUCCGCCGAUUCCCGGAAGAUGGGCUCCGGCGCCAAUGGAGCGUCCCGAUCGGUCCCGGCUACAGCGGACCAGUGGUGGCCGAUGGGUACGCCUACGUCACCGAUCGGGUCGUGGAACCGGAACAAAAAGAGCGUGUCCACUGCGUCGACAUGAUCAAUGGGAAAAAGCUCUGGACGUUUGAAUAUCCCUGCCAAUACGUCAACAUCGGCUACAUGGCAGGCCCCAGAGCAUGUCCGAUUGUCGACAAUUCAAACGUCUAUACGCUCGGAACGAUGGGCAACCUGCACUGCUUGAAUGCGAUCACUGGCGACAAAAUCUGGUCGCGCGAUCUGCGAAAGGACUUUCGCAUUCGUAUGCCGCACUGGGGCAUCGCUGCUUCACCACUGAUUUGGCGGGACUACAUCAUUCUGCAGAUUGGCGGAGCGGACGGAGCAUGCGUCGUCGCUCUCGAUAAGGACAGCGGCGAAGAAGUGUGGCGUAGCUUGAACGAUCAAGCCUCGUACUCGUCGCCAAUCAUGAUCGAACAAGCAGGAGACCGUGCGUUUUUUACUUCGUUCUACGAUGGUUCGCUGAUGCUGCGAAUCGAUCCGCAUGAGUUUCGCUACGAGGUUCUCUGGCAGCGGAUGGGUCGAUCGGAAAACGAUACCGACGCGCUGCACUCAACAAUCAGCACCCCGGUGUUCGAGGGGAAUUACAUCUACGGCAUCGACAGCUACGGUGAGUUCCGCUGUUUGGAUGCGACCAAUGGCGACCGCAUCUGGGCCGAUCAAACGGCAACACCGAAAGCUCGUUGGAGUACCGUCCAUUUCGUCAAACAUGGCUCGCGUUAUUUCCUGUUCAACGAACGAGGCGAACUGAUCAUCGCGAAGCUUUCCCCCGAAGGCUUUCAUGAGAUCGAUCGAACGCAAAUCAUUCAGCCGACGCGCGAUCAACUUUCGCGACGUGGUGGCGUUUGUUGGUCUCAUCCUGCAUUUGCCGACGAAUGCAUCGUCGCUCGAAACGACGAAGAGCUGAUCUGCAUUAGCCUGGAAGACUAA
Symbiodinium sp. CCMP2456 is the source of this 1419-nucleotide messenger RNA. The record is from the annotation of a GenBank genome assembly. NCBI's taxonomy places the organism in Eukaryota, Dinophyceae, Suessiales, Symbiodiniaceae.